AUGUCAGAACAACAUCCAAAAGGUAUAUUAAGAAACAAUUCCAUUUCAGAAUCACAACAACAAUUACAAGAUAAAUUAGAUAGAAAAGAAGUUAUAAAAAAUACACAAUUAAAUGCAAAAUUAAAUUCUGAUACUUCAAAAGGUGAUGAAAUUAGAGCUAAAAUUGCUCAAAAAAAAAAGGAAUUAGGUAUAGAUGAUGAAGAUCAGGCAAAAGAACAUGAACAUUUAAAAUGGGAUGAAUUAAAUAUUUAUAAAAAUGAACAAGAAAAAUCAGCUACUAUGAAAAUAGAUGAACCAAAAACUCCUUAUGAAGGUGGGUUUAAUCCUGAAGGAGAAUAUUAUAAAGAUGAUGAUGAUAAUGAUGAUAAUGAAAUACCUGAAUUUGAAUUAGGUGAAGGAGAAUAUGAUAAAUUAAAUGAAAAUGAAAAUAAAUCUUCUUUACAUGGUAGUGAAGUUUUAAAAGAUAAUCAACAAGAAGAACCAGAAGAAGAAGAUGAAGAUGAAGAUGGAGAAGGAGAAGAACCAUUAACAGCUGAAGAAAGACACAAGAGAUUUGAGGAAAAAAGAAAAGAACAUUAUCAUUUGAAAGCAUUACCUUUAAAACAAAAAAUAGAUAUACCAGAUGAUGAUGAAUAG
Molecule: messenger RNA, 636 nt
Organism: Lodderomyces jiufengensis
Lineage: Eukaryota; Fungi; Ascomycota; Pichiomycetes; Serinales; Debaryomycetaceae
Exons: 1
Coding region: 1-636 (211 amino acids)
Biological process (GO): regulation of signal transduction
Molecular function (GO): protein phosphatase inhibitor activity
Source: RefSeq, a predicted model, not a curated record